GUUGGGGUUUGGGAUAAAUUGAAUGAUGAGAAAUGGUUGUCUUGAUAAUAGACUCUAGUCUGUGAUCCACCUUGAUUGUGAGCUUUGCAAUAAAAGGAAAUACAGUGCUGUUAUUUAAACUAUCUCAAACCUUUGACAGUUUUGUCUCAUGGUCUGAAUGAAACGGUGUAAACACGACUCUCCCUUCACUUUUGACUGAUGAACAAACUCUAACAAAUCCAAAUCUUUAACAUCACAUCAGACACAGCAUUACUGUGAUGAACGUUAUAUUUUGUUGAAUUCAAUUUUCAAUGCAUUAAUUUUCAAUAACAUCAAUUUUUAUUUAUAUUCCGUUAUUUGUUCAUAUCUGAUAAACGUUUGUUAGUGAAGUUCACGUGGAUGGAAGUGUCUUAUACUCCAGUGCAGUAGGUGGCGGUAUGCACCGUAAGAUUCAGGAUCAUUGCCGCCAAAAAAAAAAACUGAAUAAAAAGCGGAAAUGCGUCACCAGUCCAAACCCUGAAUGGAGGUGCUGUGGAGAUGUAAGGCCGGUCUCUCUUAACCAAACAUCUCUGAGACCUUUACAUUUAGACUUUUACCCCUGAGAAGAUCUGUCUUUUUAAAGAGUCAACGAUUAAAAAGUUUGGACGUUUUAAAAAAACUGCUGGUGGAUUUUGCGGGUUCUCAGCUGACCGUGGACUGCCUUGUCGUCGCUGCUUUCUGUUCGCAGGUCCAGAGGUGAAUCUAAUGCGGGCAGGGAUCCACAUGGGGAAUCAGGGUCACCCCGAACGUCGGGCUCAAGACUGCAGGCCCCCUGUUUGUCCAGCAGAGAGCAGCAGACUGCUCAAAGACCCACCGGCUCGAGGACGAGCUCCAAGAGAACCAGCCAUGCAGCCUGGAGAGACAAAAAGGCCUCCUGAGCCCUCAGAGUCUGGUAAGAAAAGGCCAUACAGACCACUGACAGAGUAAAAUGUGAAGUUUGUGCAAAAAUAGCAUUUUAAACUAGCUUUUUUUCAAAUCCAGAUUCAGUCAGCCCGGGGAUGAUUUCUUCAUUGCUCUGACCCUGGGAGAGGAGCUGACUUCUCCGGUCCUGCAGCUCUGAACCACAGAUCCCCUUCAGAGGUAAUCGGGCUGCUUAAGAGCAGGAUGUUUCUCUCCUUUUGAGAUCACAGAGAUUUUCAGGAUAGUUUCAUCAGUUUUGUCAGUAUGCAGUGAAUUGUCUGCCUUUCUUCUUGAGAUAUUGAAAUCUUUUGCUCAGCUGUAAAUCAAAGAUGUUCCUUGCAUUAGUAAAACCACAGCAUUGUCUCCACACCCAAUGAUCAUUUGACAAAGCACCACAGGCAUGAAUUCACUGCAAAUUGCCAUAUUUUUUGUCAGUCUUUUAUUCCUUCUGAGGUUCACAUGAUGGUGGAUCAAUGAUGAAAAAUAGCCAAAUCUGAGCGCUGGAGUAAACUCUGCCUCAGCCUGUGAUUGUGCUUGAGAAGCUUCUUUGUUAUUGUUUGUUUGUUUGUUUGUCUGUGCGGAGGGAGUGUGUACAUAUGACAAAGUCUUAGUGUGUGUGUGUGUGUGUGUGUGUGUGUGUGUGUUAUUGUAUACUGGGCUAUGAUGUAAAUUUACUGAACCUGAAGUGUGUUUUAUUCAAACACAUUUCAUGAUGGUUUCUACACUUGAACUGAGCUCACAUAUAUAUAAACGUGUGCGUGUGUCCAACUGCCUGACUGUGCAGUACGUGUGUGUGAGUUAAUUUUGGGUUUCCACAGGGCUGUGCUGUUUAACUGUGUUUAUUUUGUGUUUAUGUGUUUGUUUGUCAGUCUGCACAUAGGCCUCCUGAUUCUGACUCCAUCAGCACCUCCGCAGGUGAGUGACGGCAUGAGUGUGUUUGAGUGAGGUUUUAGUUCCUGAUUCUGACUGAGUGGAAGAUUGGGCUUUCAAACUUCUUUCUUUCUCAAAAAACAAAACAAACCAAAAUUGCUUCAAUAUUGUGAGUCUUUAGGAACCUGUGAAAUCCUCCUCAGAUGUUUCAUACUGUAUAAACGCUGAUUACAUGUAACAUAUUUGGCUCUGAGCUUUGCUGUUACUUAAAUCGGCUUUUUCCUUUUACUUCUCCCUCUCCUCCAUCAGGUCAGAGUGUCCAUGUUGAGAAGAGCCAAGCUUUAGCCUGUCCUUAACCAUCCAUAGACUCUGUUUAAUGACAGCAGCAUUCAGCGCAUCACAACACCACAGGUAGGCAACCAAUACUGCACACAUUAACCAACAUUUAAUAUGCUGUUCAUAAUAAUAAGAGGCACGUUGAGUAAGUAGUGUACAACUCUCCCUGUCAUCCUCUAUUAUCCAGAGGUGGUGUGCGUAUCCGUCAGUGUUUUCUGGUUUUCUUACCAUGGUUGUGGUCUUUUUAUCGGUAUCAGUCAUCUUGCAGUGCAGUGAAGCAGGUUGUCAACAGUCUGCAGGUCUAGAAAACAUCAAGUAGGAAACAAAGGGGCCUAGUGACAACCCCCUCUGUGCAUGUCUGCCUCAGACUUUAACACGAGAGAAAGACAAAAGAAAACGUCCGUAUUUGUCGCCUUUUGAAUGAGGAGACUCAGCGGUGUAGUGGCUGCGACUGGAAGAAACAAAGCAAAAUCUCAGCAGGCAGGAAAAUUCUCAACACCAGCAGCAAACAAACAAAUCUGACACCUUCCUGCAUGUUUGUGUGGAGGUGCCAACCUGGCUCUACAUUUUUAAAAGCAUCACCUCUGUGACCCAGUCAGAAGCACUUCAUUUGUAGGUUUUGCUGCUUUGUUUACUCUGAUUUACACACUUAGUGCUAUAAGUAAAUGUAUCUACGAACUUCUUCAGAGCUCCUCAGGCUCACAGAUCAGGACAAGGCAAAAACUCAAAGACUGAAGUCAGACUGAAGCGCUUAGUAGUGAUGGGCAAAUGAUACUGAGGCCUUGGCGCAUGUGUCACUUUUCCUGAAGCGGAGUGACUGAUGGCGUUUGAAGCUUUGAACGUCAUAACCGAAUCUCCUCAUGCUUCAGUGCGUCCUGAGUUAAUGACAGCUUGACAUGUUUGACAGAUUUGAGUGGUUUGACGCCACACGAGUUAGAUAAGAUGCAUCAUUAUUCAUCAUACAUUAUAUGUUCCAUUAUUGAAUUGUAUUUUCUUGGCAUAUAGCUUGAUAAAAUCUUAACAUUUAAGUACCAUGUGAAUACUCUUGUAUCUAAGGUGCAACAGAAAGUCAGCUUUUUUACAGAAAUGAAUCCAGUUUCCUUCUGUCGUGUAGAAGAAGUGACUACAGUGAUGUAAUUCACAGACAUGCAGCAGCCUCAACUUUUUAAACCCUGAGACUCUGUCUAUCACUAGACGUAAGAAACAUUGGUCUUUGUUUAAUUUCAAGGCCCUCAUCAGCAAACUUCCACUUUAUGUAUCAAACUUGUUGGAGUGUGAUCCUCUUACAUAGACGACCCACUCCUCCUGUUAAACAUUUAAUUCCCUUGAGUUUAUAGUGAACUUGGAAAAACAAAAUUGUCCUUUGACGUCCCAUACCCUUGGCAUGUCCUCCAACAAACUUUAAAAUUGAAGCUCUUCCCUCUCUUGCAGAGUUUAGGACUUUGAUUUAGAAAAAAAUCAUUUCAGAUUGUCCAUGUCUUAAUUGAUUCUAUUGUUUUGCAAAUAUUAUCUAUGUUUGCUUGUUUUGUCUGUAAUCUGGGCGGCAUUGGAAAUGAGAGAAACCUCAAUUUCCCUUGUGAGAAUAAAUCAAGAUUUGAAUUGAAUAUUUAAAUGGGUCUUAAAAUUACAAUUACCUGUAGGUGUGGUGUUUGCUCUGCACACAAGAGUUGUCCUACAACAACAUGUCAUCCAUCCUGAGACACUUGCCUGCCAUUAAGGAUCUUGAGGUAUGCGUGUUGAGCACUGCUGAAACAUCAGUUGUUGUAUUCAGUCAUUCAUUGUCUUUCUGUCUGUCUCAGAUAUACGGAAGGGCAACAUCUUGCUAGAGCAGAGGAUCCCCUGAAGUACUGGGUGGCACAUCGGACUUUCUAUCCUACACUGUGGAAACUCGCCCACAAAUACCUGCACAUCCCAGUAUCAUUUGUCCCUGUGAAAGGAUGUUUUCCAAAGCAGUGGAGUUGAUGAGUCAUAACCAUGUGGUGAAAAAAAUAUUUCUAAUUCUAAACUGUGAACUCAAAUAACUUUUUCUGCUACUCUGAAUAAACAUUCCUCCUCAACCUUAAAAGUCCCCAAAUGACAAACCAUUGUCAUCAUCAAAACCCCCUUAUUCCGCUACAUCACUCACAUUAUUCAGCAGCUCCACUAGCUCCCCCUUAAAUUCACAAUCCGAUUCAAAAUCUUCCUGUAUACACUCAAGGCCACCCACAACCUCGCCUCCCCUUACCUCUCUGAUCUGCUUCCUCAGAUCCUCUUCUUCCUUCCUUCUCACUGUGCCUCCUGCCCACCUCAGCACCAGAGCUUUCAGCUGCUCUGCUCCCCAACUCUGGAACUCACUCCCACCUGACACCUGGAAAAUGGACUCUCUCCUUUUAUUUAUUUAUUUUUUUUCAAAUCCAGACUCAAAACCCACCUGUUCAGAUUAGCCCACUCCUUAUAAUUGACCUUGUCAUAUUUUCAUUUAAUUUGUGUAUAUUAAAUUUUUGAACUCUAUUGCUCUUAUCUUGUUGUUUUAUGCUACCAUUCUUACAUUCUAAAGUGACCUUGAGUGUUUAGAAAGGUGCUUAUAAAUAAAAUGUAUUGUUAUAAUUAUUAUCUUUUAAAAGGUUUUCCUUAGGACCCAUGAACAGUCUUGGCCUGGCCAGACCAGGAAUAAAAAAAAACAGAUGAGAAAGGAGACGGCGUACACUUUGAACUAUCUUCAAAUAAAGAGAUGCUGUAAAAGAUAAA
This is a messenger RNA of Xyrichtys novacula (pearly razorfish), 4851 nucleotides long. NCBI's taxonomy places the organism in Eukaryota, Metazoa, Chordata, Actinopteri, Labriformes, Labridae. The record is from the annotation of a GenBank genome assembly.